GGAAGAAGAUGGUAUAGAAGCCUGCGAUGCGAAGCUACUGAUAGGGAAAGAUAAAAGCAAAACCCAGAAAUCAGCAGAAAGGAAGAAAAGCAAUGGAGAACAAAAUCAAUGUGAAUCCGGAGACAGAAACCCUAAUCAACACAUUCUGCGAGAUCACUUCCUCUACCAAUCCUCAUGAAGCUCUCUUCUACCUCGAAAGCCACAACUUCGACAUGGAAACCGCCGUCACCACCUCCAUCGAAACCAAUCCUUCCGACCCCGUCUCCGCCGCAGGUGACCCACAGUCUCCUACUGAAUCCGACGACCCCUCUUCGAAUCCGUCUCGCUCUCGGACCCCUUCUCCCGAUCGUAGCUCCCAACAGCCUCACCCUUCUUCUAGCCCUUACAAUCUCCGCUCUUCCAAACCUAAGAACGCUUCACAGGCUGGCGGCAGCGGUACUGGCCGGAGGAGUGGCCGAAUUCACACUUUCUCUGAUCUGAAUCGUCAAGGCGCGCAAGGAUCCGGGAGCGACUCCGAUAAUCCUCAGGAGUAUUAUACUGGAGGAGAAAAGAGUGGGAUGCUUGUGCAGGAUCCAUCUAAAAUGAAUGAUGUGGACGCACUAUUUAGGCAAGCCAGACAGACUCAACCUGUAGGUGGACCUGUUGAGAACAUUCCUCCUCCAAGUUCAAGAAGCUUUGUUGGAACUGCAAGGAGACUCACUGGUGAAACUGUUGCUUCUGCUCCUCAGCCGCCUGAAGUUGUCAACCAUACUAUAACUUUCUGGAGGAAUGGGUUCACCGUAGAUGAUGGACCUCUUAGAAGGUUGGAUGACCCCGAAAAUCGACCCUUUUUGGAGAGUGUGGGGAAUUCAGAGUGUCCACUGGAACUUCAGCCACCAGAUAGGAAGACAGCUGUUCAUGUCAGCCUAAUAAGGAAAGAGGAGAACUGCCCUGCACAAGAGAAGCGGAAAACACCAUUUCACGGUGUGGGAAGAACCUUAGCUAGUAGCUCUGUCAAUGAGGACAAAAAGGUCGAGUCAAGCGAUAGGGCUCCCUCCUUCCCCACUGCCCCUGCCCCAUCCAUAGGACUCUCGGUCGAUCAAACACGACCUUCCACGUCAAUCCAGCUCAGGCUAGCUGAUGGGACCCGCAUGGUUUCCCGGUUCAACACCCACCACACGGUGAGAGAUAUUAGAGGGUUCAUCGAUGCAUCAAGGCCCGGUGCCCCAAGGACCUAUCAACUGCAGACUGUGGGGUUUCCUCCAAAACAGCUCGCCAAUCUGGAGCAGACUAUAGAGCAAGCUGGGCUGGCAAAUUCAGUCAUCGUCCAAAGAGUUUAAGCUGCUCAUUUAUUCCCAGUUUGUUUGCUCAUUAUGUUUAGCCUUAACAGUUUCAUGGUAACAUUGACUCAAGACUGUGUACUAAAUGAAACAGUCCGUUUGAGCCAUCAUCAUGGAUGAGAACUCUAUGUGGAAGCCUGAAGAUUUCAUGCCAUUCUAUUUUUGUGGAAUUAUUUUCUUUGGAAUAUUGGCAAUCUUAGGAGUAAGUUUCACCGACGAUAUCUGAACUUUAACAAAAGACUAUCAUUUUG
Molecule: messenger RNA, 1570 nt
Organism: Cuscuta campestris
Lineage: Eukaryota; Viridiplantae; Streptophyta; Magnoliopsida; Solanales; Convolvulaceae
Source: the annotation of a GenBank genome assembly